Messenger RNA from Racocetra persica, 272 nucleotides. NCBI's taxonomy places the organism in Eukaryota, Fungi, Glomeromycota, Glomeromycetes, Diversisporales, Gigasporaceae. The record is from the annotation of a GenBank genome assembly.
UUAAAAACCAAUACCAAAUUGAAACUUCAGAAAAUCAUAGCAAUAGUAGUAGCAAAUUUAAUGAUACUGAAGAUAGUGAUAGAAAAAUAAGCAUUUUAAGAGUUAAAAAAGCAAACAAUAUUAUUACAAAAUUAAUACAAGCAAUUCCAGAAGUAAUUACUCAUCAUUUACUUGUAUAUAUUAGAAAUUCUAUAAGAACAAAAAAGUGGCAAAAACAAAUGCAGAAGAAAGCUGCUAUUGAAACACCCAAGCUAGAAUUAUUUUGGUCACAA